Hemicordylus capensis (graceful crag lizard) is the source of this 1834-nucleotide messenger RNA. It is a transcript of the gene ARPC5, whose product is annotated as actin related protein 2/3 complex subunit 5. Gene Ontology annotation, cellular component: actin cytoskeleton; cytoplasm; Arp2/3 protein complex. The record is from RefSeq and is a predicted model, not a curated record. Gene Ontology annotation, biological process: cell migration; regulation of actin filament polymerization; Arp2/3 complex-mediated actin nucleation. Lineage: Eukaryota; Metazoa; Chordata; Lepidosauria; Squamata; Cordylidae. The transcript has 4 exons. Bases 1 to 456 code for a protein of 151 amino acids. Gene Ontology annotation, molecular function: actin filament binding.
AUGGCGAAGCACACGGUCUCUUCCGCGCGCUUCCGCCGCGUGGAUGUGGACGAGUAUGACGAGAACAAGUUCGUGGAUGAAGAGGACGGUGGCGACGGGCAGGUCGGCCCUGACGAGGGCGAGGUGGACUCGUGCAUCAGGCAAGGGAACAUGAUGGCUGCAUUACAGGCAGCACUGAAAAAUCCUCCAAUCAAUACCAAGAGUCAGGCAGUAAAGGAUCGUGCAGAAAGCAUUGUCCUGAAGGUUUUAAUCUCGUUCAAAGCAAAUGAUAUUGAAAAGGCAGUACAGUCUUUGGAUAAGAAUGGAGUUGAUCUAUUAAUGAAAUACAUCUACAAGGGCUUUGAGAGCCCCUCUGACAACAGCAGCGCUGUCUUACUGCAAUGGCAUGAAAAGGCUCUUGCUGCUGGAGGCGUAGGCUCCAUUGUCCGUGUCUUAACUGCCAGGAAAACUGUUUAAAUCCAGCGAAAAGUGCCCUUCUACUAUGGAUGUGGGAAAUGCUGGUACAAAGACCAAAACAACCAAAUGCCAUCACUGCCCUGUGGGUAGCAUCUGUCUCUCUAUCUCAGCUUGCCUUCUUGCUUUUUCAUAUCUAUGAUGCAUAUCAGACUUUGUUGUUUAAAAUGUUGAAUAAUUAUAGAGGUGCAAUUUUAUUUCUAAAUGGAGUAUUUGGUACUUGCAAAGCAUUUCAGUGACAUAAGUGUUUGCAUAGAAUGAUUUGCAUUUUCAGAAAAUCACAGCAGGAAACAGCACUCCUCCCUGAUGAGUGGGGUUUUUUCUUUUGUUUUUUGGCUAGGCCUUUUGAGCAGAUGGUGGGGAUUGAGGUUAGUGUUCAGAUUCUUUAGCUGAUCAGGCAGCAUUCCAUGUACAAUGUGUUGACUGGGGUAGCUUGCUAAUAACAGAAACUGGACUUCACAUUUUAAAUCAAAUUCUGAAGCUUACAGUAGCAGGCAAAGGUCUGUGAGAAGGCUGAUCAUUAAUAGAUUAAUGUUUUUUCACAGAUAUCUCACACACUUCUUUGAAAUAUAUUACAUGAUUAUUCCACAAGGGGAGAAUGUCACUGUUCCUGUGACAAGCCAUCAAAGACAGGGAAUGAGUUGAUUUUUCUGGAACUCAGUCUAGAGGUGCCUCAUGAUAACCUUAUAAAGUGUACACGUGUUUGGGAAGAACUACAUGUCACACUCAAGAUGGGGCUACUACAAAAAUGUCAUCCCAAUUAUGUGUUCCUUUCUCUCCCCUAACUUGUAGGUUCUCUCAUAUGAUGUAAUCAUAUCAGGACAGGGUGUUUAUCCUUCCCUCAUAUGGCACAUAAUUCCUAAGUCAUUAGCUGCUACUGGCAUAGAAAGAUAAUGUGAUAUCAGAACAUGUUCCUGCAUAUUGCACAGCAGAAGUCAGGGGGAACUUGAUUUGGAAUGACAGUUUUGGCAGAAACCUCAUAUCAAAUGUGAUGUAUAGCACCAUGUUUCAGAUGCAGAAAUUCCUUAAUCAGUGUUCAGGUGUUGGAACCUAGAUGGUCUUGAUGAUCAUCAUGAGAUGAUCUUGAUCACCGGUCCUAAUAUGGUCAUCUUCCAUGCUUUGUUAUAGAAGAAAAUAUUGACCAAGGGGGAAAAAGUGCUUAUAAACUAAAAGUGUGACUUUCCAGAAGAUCUAGUGCAUUCCAGACCUGGAAACAGCUUGAGUGUGAAUGUAUUAAGAGCAAAGCCGACCAGUAUGUUUCAUUUCUACUUAGUGCCAGUUUUGUAUUGCAAUACUGGUAAGGAAUAAUGAAAUUUUUGCUCAUUUUUUAUACCUGCUUUUUUGUAAAAUGAAGAAAAUAAAGGUCACUGUUAAAUAUUUA